Hemibagrus wyckioides is the source of this 2622-nucleotide messenger RNA. It is a transcript of the gene wnt6b, whose product is annotated as wingless-type MMTV integration site family, member 6b. The record is from RefSeq and is a predicted model, not a curated record. Gene Ontology annotation, cellular component: extracellular region. Lineage: Eukaryota; Metazoa; Chordata; Actinopteri; Siluriformes; Bagridae. The coding region runs from base 375 to 1436 and encodes 353 amino acids. Gene Ontology annotation, biological process: multicellular organism development; canonical Wnt signaling pathway; cell fate commitment. Gene Ontology annotation, molecular function: frizzled binding; cytokine activity. The transcript is spliced from 4 exons.
GACAGAUUCACACUGAAGCAGCGCCGGUGUGAGGGCAGCUCACUCCAACCACACAGCUGCUGGAAGAUUCGAUAUCUCUGUGGAGUUUAUUUUUAAUUUCAUUUUUAUUAUUAUUUUUUUUAAUCAUUUUUAAUUUAUACUUUGUGAAGCUUCUCUUCAUCUUCUGGGGGAAAAAUGUGUUGUCUCGUGGGAUGAGUGUGUAGGAGGAAAAAGAAGAUUGGAGAAAGUGUGCACUCUUUAGCACUGUUCAAAAGUGCAAAAGGCUACACACACACACACACACAUACAUUUACAGAUAAACCCAGGAGUUUAGGAUCAUCAUCCUCAUCCUCAUCAUCAUCAUCAUCAUCUUAUCUCCAUCCCUCACUCCUGCCAUGCGCUCUCAGUACCAGCUUGCGCUCUUCUUCAUCCUGCUCUGUCCAGUCAACAUCAUCGGCAUGUGGUGGGCAGUGGGCAGUCCCCUGGUCAUGGAUCCUAACAGUAUCUGCAGGAAGACGAAGCGUUUGGGCAGUAAACAGGCCGAUCUGUGUCAGAACCAUCCGGAAAUCGUGAGUGAGGUGGUGAAAGGAGCCAGGCUCGGAGUGAGAGAGUGUCAGUACCAGUUCCGCUUCCGACGAUGGAACUGCACAAGCCACAACAAGUACUUCGGAAAAAUCCUUCAGCAGGAUAUCCGGGAGACAGCGUUUGUGUAUGCCAUAACGGCCGCUGGAGUAACUCAUGCAGUAACUCAGGCCUGCAGUAUGGGGGAGCUACUGCAGUGUGGCUGUGAGGCUCCGCCCCCUCGCCAAGCUGAAGCUCCACCCGUUGUCGAUGGGGCAUGGGACGGGGGCGGGGCCUGGGAGUGGGGCGGUUGUGGAGAUGACGUAGAGUUUGGCUAUGAGAAAUCCAAACAGUUUAUGGAUGCCAAGCGCAGGAAGGGCAAGAGUGACAUCCGCACUCUCAUCGACCUGCACAACAACGAGGCCGGACGCCUGGCAGUGAAGAACUACAUGAGAACCGAAUGCAAAUGUCAUGGGCUGUCAGGUUCCUGCACACUGCGAACCUGCUGGAAGAAGUUGCCACGGUUCCGGGAAGUGGGCAACCGUCUUCUAGAGCGCUUCAAUGGUGCAUCAAAGGUGAUGGGAAGCAAUGAUGGAAAGACACUGAUCCCUGUCGGCCAGAACAUAAAAGCUCCAGAUAAACAGGAUCUGAUCUAUUCUGCUGAGUCGCCUGACUUUUGUCUUCCAAACAGAAAGACAGGUUCCCCAGGGACCAGGGGGAGAACCUGCAACAGCACGGCAUUGGACGUGAGUGGCUGUGACCUGCUGUGCUGUGAGAGAGGGUAUCGAGAUGAAGUUGUCGUUCUGGAGGAGAACUGCCUUUGUCAGUUCCACUGGUGUUGCGUUGUCCAAUGUAAAAAGUGUUCAGUUCGCAAGGAACUCAGCCUCUGUCACUAAGUUCUUACCUGGUGGACAAUCUAAACUACAUUGUCCUGUUAGUGUUUGCAGUCCCAAAUUACCUGGCUUGUCUGCUCGGGGACUGGAUCACUGACUCCUGAACAUUGUCUCUCUUGCUCUAGAACAUCACAUGUGUACUCUCCUGAUGGAGUUCCAGAGUUCACCUGCAGAUUCUAGGACACAGACAGUUCCUGAUCAUGAUUUACCUGCAGAGGAUUCAUUAAAUGUGAACUGUUUUGCUGAUGGCUCUAGAUAAACCAUUCUCUUGCAUGGGAAUCUAGAAAUGUUGAGGAUCUGGUUGGAUUGUAUGCUGUCUUGAUAGACUUUUAUUUUGCUAACUGGUCAAUUGGAAAAUAUAGAAUCUGUAUAGGCUGACCUGAGGCAGAGUAACAAUCAAAUCCAGACACUUCUGCUUAAGUUCUAGGUAUUUGAACACAUUCUACAUAACAUCUUCUGAUGGAGCUUUUCCACGCUGACUCAGUUUUUAUGAAAAUGAUUUCUCUUACAAAGAUCUUAACUGUGGACUGUUGAAGUUCCAAGUCAUUCACUGAGCUGGUGAAAAAUCUGGACUGCUUUGUUAUAGAACUCCUAAGGUUCUGAAUCAACAUCAGUGACUUGAUGUUUCACAACAUAGUUCACGUGCAGAAUGAUCUGAAAUGCACAGCUUUCAGAAGACGUUCUAGAGUAUUGACUUACCUGAUGGAGGAUCUAGACCAUGAACUCACUUCUGCAGAGGGAUAAUCAGAGAUGGACUCUUCACUUGAACUUCUAAAUAACUCUGAAACGCCUCCAGAUUAAGUUUUUAAAACAUACAUUCACCUGAUGGAGCUGCCAGGCAAUAAAAAUAUGCUUAUGUUUCUUCAAUCAUGUUCUAAGAGUAAAAAAAACAUUGAGACAUUGGUGAGAAAAUGUUUGUUGUGGCAGUGUGAGGAUUACGCAGCAUCAGGACAAAGAACAAAGACUUCUAUUUAUAUACAAUAACAUGAUGACUACUAACAGAAACAGAUGACUCUGGAAUAUUCUGUCCAAAGCACUUUGAAUAUGAGAACGAUGCACAUUGUACCCUAGCGUUUAAUCUUUUUUUCUGUUUCAAACAGCAGUAUGUAAACAACUCUCUAUAUUUUUAUUGUUUUUUUUACUACUAUUAUAUUCUUCAGUUAUUUAAUACAUAGAGCUUUUUUAUGCA